Messenger RNA from Trichechus manatus latirostris (Florida manatee), 8057 nucleotides. RefSeq names its product zinc finger protein 70 (gene ZNF70). NCBI's taxonomy places the organism in Eukaryota, Metazoa, Chordata, Mammalia, Sirenia, Trichechidae. Gene Ontology annotation, biological process: regulation of transcription by RNA polymerase II. The record is from RefSeq and is a predicted model, not a curated record. Gene Ontology annotation, cellular component: nucleus. Gene Ontology annotation, molecular function: RNA polymerase II cis-regulatory region sequence-specific DNA binding; DNA-binding transcription factor activity, RNA polymerase II-specific.
UGGGUGGGAACUGCUGAGGUGCGGCCCGCCCCGCAAGGUGAGCGGCCCGCUCCGCAAGGUGAGCGGCCCGCCCCGCAAGGUGAGCGGCCCGCCCCGCAAGGUGAGCGGCCCGCCCCGCCUAGAUGUGAGAACAGUAAUGGUGUUGCAGAGAAGAACAUUUUUGAAGAACCAUGGUAAUUCGGGAGAUCCUCAGUUCACAAUGGAAGUCCCCCUAGGAACCAAGUUUGCUGAGACCUGCUUUGAGGACAGCUUAGAGAUGCAGCAAGAACUUUUCCCAGGGGAGGACCUGGGGAAUCCUUUUCUUCAGGACAAAGGUUUGGAGCACAUGGCUGUCAUCUACAAGGAGAUCCCUCUUGGAGAGCAGGGCGAUGAGUGUGAUGAUUAUGGGGGAAAUUUCAGUCUGUGCUGUAGCCCUAUUCAGCGUCAGAAUGUGCGCCCAACCACCAGACCCCAGGAUGAUGAGCUGUUUGGCCAAACCUUCCUCCAGAAGCCAGACCUCAGUGUGUGCCAGAUAGUCCAUGGUGGAGAAGACUCUGGCAAGCAUGAUGGCAAGACGGUAGACUGGGAGAGUGUGGUGCUUAACUACUCUCACAGAAUGGCACAGCCAGCCAAGCCCUAUGCAUGCCGGGAGUGUGGGAAGGCCUUCAGCCAGAGCUCACAUCUGCUGAGACACCUGGUGAUCCACACAGGGGAGAAGCCCUAUGAGUGCUGUGAGUGUGGGAAGGCCUUCAGCCAGAACUCGCAUCUGCUGAGACACCAGGUCAUCCACACCGGGGAAAAGCCCUACGAGUGCCAGGAGUGUGGCAAGGCCUUCCGCCAGAGCUCCGCUCUCAUGCAGCAUCAGAAGACCCACACUGGCAAGAGGCCCUACGAGUGCAGGGCGUGCGGGAAGGAUUUCAGCAGGAGUGCAAGUCUCCGGAAGCAUGAGCGAAUUCAUACCGGAGAGAAGCCAUACCAGUGCAAGGAGUGCAGGAAGGCUUUCAGCCAGAGUUCAGGCCUGAGCCAGCAUCGGAAAAUUCACACCUUGAAGAAGCCCCAUGAGUGUGAACUUUGUGGGAAAGCCUUCUGUCACAGGUCUCACCUCAUCCGGCACCAGAGGAUCCACUCUGGGAAGAAACCCUACAAGUGUGAGGAGUGUGAGAAAGCCUUCAGUCAGAGCUCCAACCUUAUUGAGCACCGCAAGACCCACACAGGUGAGAAGCCCUACAGAUGUCACAAGUGUGGGAAAGCCUUUAGCCAGAGCUCCUCGCUAAUCGAGCACCAGCGGAUCCACACGGGGGAGAAGCCUUACGAAUGUGGCGAGUGUGGCAAGGCCUUCUGCCACAGCUCGGCCCUCAUCCAGCACCAGAGGAUCCACACUGGGAAGAAGCCGUAUGCCUGUAAUGAGUGUGGGAAAGCUUUCCGGCACCGAUCAGCCCUCAUCGAGCACUAUAAGACCCACACCAGGGAGAAACCCUAUGAGUGCAAUACAUGCGGCAAGUCCUUCCGGGGCAGCUCGCAUCUUAUCCGGCACCAGAAAAUCCACACUGGGGAGAAGCUGUAGUAGGAAGAGCUGCUAGCAAAUCAUGCUAACCUUUACCAGACAGAGCCUGUGUCUGUAUUGCUUUGUAAGACCUCACCUGCCUCCCUUAUAGCAGCACUGAAUGGAGGCCCUCCAGUCCCAGUGCCCCUAAACAUCCACAGUAGUGGGAGGGCCCUUGUGUCACCUGAAUCCAGAAGAGGAAGAAUAAACAUCAAAAGGAGAAAGUUGAAUUAAACCCAUGAAAAUGUCAGAUUAACUGUUUUAACGUUAACCCUCAGCGUGGCAGUUUCAGAAGGCAGAAUCUGUGCUCACAGCUCUAAUCACCUGAAGAAAAAUGAAUUCAAAAGCAGAUUCAUCAGCAGGCAAAAUGGAUUCCUCUGCUUGAGUCAGGCAUUGUUGGCGACAGCCACGACAGGCUAAUAGAGAAAAGGGGGUGGGGGUCUGGAAAUACUGGUUUUGAGGUUGGGAGUGAGGGUGGUGGGCCCUCUUUUCCAUGUUAAAGAGAGGGUGGCUUCUGUCAAAGGUUUUGCCACAGGAAGGAGAGGCUGCUGGCUCUAACUUAGCCUGGACAUCAACCCUUAACCGUUCUCUGGAAUAAGCCCCCACAAGACCCAGUGAUCCUGGGAUACUAGCAGGGUCCCCUUCUGGUCUUUGGCUGUGCAGCCUCCUCUUUGUCCCCUAAUGUUGGGGGCAUGCAGAGGAGGGUGAAGAAGGCCAUUGUUCUGGAGUCACAAGAUCUGGGUUCAAAUCUCAGUUCUGCCCUCUCCUGCCUGUGUGACCUUGAGCAGGUCCCACCUGUAGCCCCUGGGAGUCUGCUUCCCCACCUGUGAGAGGGGGUCAUGGGGCCUGGUCACAUACCUCCAAGGGCUGGUGUGAGGCUUCUGUGCACAAUGAGACCACGCAUGAAAGUGCUUUGGAAUUUGAGUAGUCCCAGAUGGUGGCUGAGGGUGGAGACCCCAAGUGGUCCCCAUUCAGAGAUGCUGUCCUCAGACUGGUGGAGUGUCCCUGUUCUGUUCCCAAAACAGCAAGUUUGCAGCAGGCCCUUUGUUAAGUCAAGCCUUACCCCCUUAGGCCUGCACCAGGUCAGCAAAGGGCUGUGGUCCUUGUGCACCCUGUGACCCCUGUUGCCCAGAUGGAUGCAUCCUCCUGACACCACAUUCUUCUGUACUUCCCUGUCCUCUCCAUGGCCCACUGGAGUACACUGUCAUUUAAAAAGUGCCAUUGCUGGGUUCCACCUAGACCAAUUUAGUCCACAUCCCUGGAGUUGGGCCAAGAUUUGGCAAGUUCUGAAGGCUCCCCAGGGGAUCACAAUGUUAUAACCCCUGCCGCCGGGAGUUGGCUUGGACAGUGACUCUGUGACUGACUGAUAAGUGUCUGUCUUAGGUGUUCAAGCCUUAGUGCGGCCACAGGGGUCUCUAGUGCUGGUUCCCACUGGGCUCUGUGGAGCUAGUGCAAGGAGGGAGCAGUCUACAAGCUAUUUUCAAAAUUUCCAAAAGUGCAUGGCUGGAAUUACACGAGCUCUUGGUGGUAACAUUGGUUAUCUCAGCUGAUCAGAAGCUCAGCUUGGCAUUGAUGUAUAGUUUUGAUGAGUAAACAUGGGAAAACCAUAAUGGUUACUUAGUAAGUGGGGCUUGGUAGGCCAGGGCUUUCCAAAUGUUGGAUCUGGUAGGCGGGGGAGGGGGAUCUUGGAGUCCUGGUGCUAAGUACAUAAGCCACUCCUCUGUCCAGCUCCUCUCUCCUGUGUGAGUGUAUGAAACAGCCAGCAGUUCAGGCCUCCAGGGCAUUGUCAGUGGGUGGUCUGCCCCAGUGGCCUUCAGUAAUUCACCAGGAGUGAAGAAAGAAUGGAGAGACUGGAGUCCCUGGGUGGUGCAAUGGUUGCUGUGCCUGGCUGCUAACUGAAAGGUUGGUGGUUUGAGCCUACCUAGAGGUGUCUUGGAAGAAAAACCUGGCAAUCUACUGAAAGAUCAGCCAUUGAAAAUCCUGUGGAACACAGUUCUACUCUGACAACACAUGAGGUCGCUGUGAGUCGGAGUUUAUGGCAACUGGAAGAAAGAAUGCUGAGACACCCUCCCAGCAUGGGCCCCAGCAGAUCUAUCUACCUCUUCGACACCACCCUAUAGCACCCUUCCCUGUCAGGCUUGGUUAGGCCUGUCAGAUUGUCUCCUUCCUGACCCUGCACACCCAACCAGAUUGAUUUUGUAAAACAUCACUUUGCACGCAAUUGCCGUUCUUAAAACCAACCUUCAGGGACUGCUCUGCACACACGGCCUUGGUUCAGCCAGUCCAGUUGACUGCCCUCCGAACAUGCCCAUGGAGUUCACGCCACCCUCUGCUAGAAACCUCUCCAUGUCCAGGUUCUCAUAGCUCUCGCUGUGCUCAUGUUUUGGCAAUAUGCCCUUUUUUCUUUUCUACUCCUCUGCCUCUCCCUCUCUCCUCCUUUCUUUUUGACAGUUUAUGAAACAUUGGAAUUAGAUCCCUGUUUUGAAGGGUUAGGAGCCCUUGUGGUGCAGUGGUUAAAGCACUCGGCUGCUAACCAGAAGGUCGGUGGUUCGAACCCACCAGCCACUCUGCAGGAGAAAGAAGUGGUGAUCUGCUUCCGUAAAGAUUACAGCCUUGGAAAACCUAUGGGGCAGGUCUCCUCUGUCCUAUAGGGUCGCUAUGAGUCUGAAAUGACUCAGUAGCAAUGGGGAAUGGGUUCUGAAGGGUUGACAGACUCAUGUGAACAUGGUAAGACCAAGUGCUUUUUUGUUGGAAGUGUGAGUGGAGCCCUGUUCCUUCUGAGUAGUCUGUUCAGCUUCUUCCAGUGUUUAAUGAUGUAUGUUUGUAAUGCUUUAUUUAGAUUCUCAAACAAUAUAAAGUUGCAUUGUCCUUAGUAUUAUUUUAAUCUUCCUUGUAUAUAUUUGUUUGUUUUUAUUUUUGUUGUUUUAUAUUUUUUUCCUUUCUAUGGUGGUUUACUUAAAUGUUGUUGAGUGUUGUAAAGCUCCGACUCUUGAUUUGUUUACUGAUCUAGAUGUUUUGUCAAAUUAUAUGUAGUCUGCUCUUUGUUGUUGUUGUUUAAUACUUUAUAAUUCUAAGAUUAGUUAUAUAGAUGUAAUUAAUAAUAUUUUUGUUAUUUCUAGUAAACGUAGGUACUUGGACAUAUAAUUUUCUCCGAUAGCUUUGUUGGCACUCUGUUAAAGAUUUGAUGUGGUAUUUUUUGUUAUUAGAAAUUUCCUUUUGGCCCAAAUGUUGCUACUUUUUUUAUAUUUCCAGGUGAUGAAUGCGUACGUUAUUGCUCUUUAUUUCUUAUUGCACUGUAGUGUGCAACAUUUCUGAGUGUCCAUAGAAUUUCUUUGAACCUGAAUAUAUUAUCAGUUUUCACAAAGCAUUUAUGUACUCUCAGGAAAUUUGCCUUUACUUCAUCAGUUCUAUUUGUUAAAUCAAUUUUUUGAUUAUUCUAUUCAAACCCAUACUUUCUCUAACUUUUAAUUCCUUCAGAGUUCUUAGCCUAGGGUCCAUGGACUGCUUAGGAGUCCAUAGCAUGCAGUGGCUUUAGGGGUUGCUGGACUCCCAGGGAUUGCACAAAGCUAUGGGGGUGUAUGCAUGCAUGAAUUUUUUCUGGGAGGGGUCUCUGUAGCAUUCAUCAGAUUUUGAAAGGGCUCUGUGACCCCAAAACAGUUAAGAACUUCUAAUCGUAGUCUGAUUUUGUGUGUUUUUUCCAUUAUGGUUUUUCUAUUUCUCUGAUGUAUGUUGCUGUGUUAGUCAUGUAGUUUUCUCAACUCCUUUUUAGGAAAUAGGGUAUAAAUUGUCAAUAAAACCAUAAUAUUUGGGGCAUAUGUAGUUAAUAGUGAUACCUUGAAAAACUGUGCCUUUUAGUGCCUUCUUUGCCUCUUUCGGUGCUUCUAGCUUAAGCUUCACUUUUCCAAAUAUAAUUGAAGCCCCUUGCUUUUCUUGAAUUUGCAUUUGCAUGAUAGAAUUUAGUUCAUCAUUUUAUUUUUUAAAUUUGUGUAUAUAUUUUGUUAUAUAUCUGUAACUUAUUAACAGCAAAUUGUUGUAUUUUGUUUUCUGAUUCUGUAUUUUUCUAAUGUAAGAAGUUCUCUGACAUUUUUUAAGAGUAAAGCAUCAUUUAUACUUAUCUUAAUAUUUUAAUGUAUAUUAAGUUGUUUAACCCAAAAGAUCAUGCUCAUUUUUUCCCCUCUCUAACCACAUUUGGAGUAUCAUUUUUGUGUAGACUAGAGAUCUUGUCACAUUUGGGGUCAGUGCUGGGUUCCUCCCUGAGCCCAUUCUCCAUGUGUUUGGCCUCUGACUUCAGUGUCCUUGGCUGUAACACGGGGGAAAUGAUGCUCCCCUCAUAGCCUUGUAGGGCUUGUAUGGAGUGAGGCAGAUGUGCUUGGCAAACUGUGAGGUGCAGUUAAUUAUUGCACUGUUAGCACUCUGAAAUAUUUAAUUUUCUGUUUUUCUUACUCCCAAAGUUCUUUCAACAUAACUUAGAAUAUUCCAUUGUGCUUUAUUUUUUAGAAAAUACUGCCAAAUAUAAAAACCCAAAAAACCAAACCCAUUGCCGUCGAUCCUAUAGGACAGAGUUGAACUUCCCCACAGGGUUUCUAAGGCUGUAAUCUUUAUGGAAGCGGACUGCCACAUCUUUCUCCCACGGAGCAGUUGGUGGGUUUGAACCGCUGACCUUUCAGUUGGCAACUGAGCACUGUGCUACCAAUGCUCAAACAUGGAUCUGUGCUCCCCUCCCUGAGUGAACUUGUCAUUUGAAGAGAGGUAGAGGUUGUGGUCUCGUACCCGUUCCCAUCCCCCUCUUCCAGGCUGGUCUCUCUUCUCCCACCCCACAGCAGGACCCUGCCAACAUCACCAGGGAGAGAGGGGAUGGAUGCACUAUCAUAGCUACAGGGGCUUGAGGAGUUGGUCACUCCUGGUCACUUCUGUUACAAAUAGGGAAACUGAGGCCUAGAGCAGUUGAUGACUUGCCCAAGGUGUGCAGCAAUUUAGUGGCAGAGUUGGGGCCCAGCCAGUUCUUUUUUCUGCCUAACCAGGGCUCUGCCUCAACCUGGCUGCACACAGGGGCCUUAGACAGGGACUGCCUGGGGAGGUUUAAAAUGCUGCUGCCUGGAUCCUACCGUGAGACUUUCAUCUUACUGCUCUGGUGUGUGACCUGGGUGUUAGGAUUUUAAAAACACCUCCAGGUGGUUCUAAAUGUGCAGCCUGGGCAGGGAACCACUGUGCUAAACCUGUGUUUCUCAAACUAUACUGGGUAUGCAGAUCAGCAGAGGGUCUGGUUAAAGCACAGAUUCUGACAUGGGUCUGGGGUGGAGCCCAAGACUGCAUUUCUAGCUGCCCCAGGGUGGUACUGAUGCUGCUGGUCCAUGGACCACAUUUCGAGUACGAAGGAGCUAGAAUGGUGAGGGCCAAGUAAGUGUUCUUCAGAAAUACUUGGAGUAUUUCUCUUGUAUACAUUCCUGGCAGUGGAGAUAGGUGGUCAAGUGUUUUGCUGUUGUUGCUGGCACCCUCACUGCAGUCCUGCCCUCCAGGGGGCAUCUAGGGUCAGGCAGUUGGUCUUGCAUUACAAAUCUUCAGGGAUGUUGGGGGCCAGCUCUGACAAAGGAUAGUGCUUCUUCACUCUGCAGGGGUGUCCUCACCCAAGGCUUUUGCUCUGGGCCCCCUUCCCACAGAAGUAGCCAGAAGAAGCAGUGGAGGCUGUUAUAGGUAAGGGGAAGGAUAAGGCUGUCUGCCACCUUGGAAGGCACCUGACUGCAGGUGUAUAGCUGCUCUGACUCCGCACUGGGGAGACCCGUCCAAGCCAGGGUGUUCUGGUCUGUUUGGGGGAGAUGGCUUCAAGUGGCAGGCAUCUCUUGUGCAUCCUGCAGCCCCAGAGGAGGCAAGUGCCAUAACUGCCUUGAUUGGCCCAGCAGCCCUGGGGAAGGGAACAGUCCUGGUGUCACGCUGGAGCCCUGGCCAGCUGUUUGCCAGGACUUCUCAGAGACAGCAAGUGGUAAAAACCAGAUGGCCUCAAUCCCCUCAGUUGCUCGGCUGUUCGGGGCGAGUGGACAUUUCACCCACAUUACCCAAGGUGGAUGUAUUUGCCAGAAUGCUGAUGCGUUGAUUUACUGGGGUGGGGAGGGAAAGGCCCUUUUCUGAUAGGAGGAAAACUGCCAGAUCUCCAGCGUCUGACAAUCCAGAAAGCCAAACUGGUGAGUGGAAUUGGGGUGUGAGGUGUUGACCAAGGUUAGUGUGAUGGUGUGAUGGUUAAGAUUGUGUGUCAGCUUGGCUGGGCCUUGAUUCUUCAGUGUUUCGACAGUUGUAUAAUGUUAUGAUAACUUCCCUAUUGAGAUUUGAUAUGUGAUCACCCCCAUGGUGGAAUCUUCUGUGAGUAGCCAAUCAGUUGAAGGGGAAUUUCCUUGGGCACGUAUCCUGCAUUGAGUGUGAGCGGAUGUUCAGGCAGGGCUCUGGGGCUUUUGCUUAUUUUGGAUCCUGCAGCUGGCUCCUGUUGGUCUGAACUCUGGUUCUUGGGACUUGAGCUAGCAGCUUACCUGCAGUCUUGCCUGCUGAU